This is a messenger RNA of Scomber japonicus (chub mackerel), 357 nucleotides long. RefSeq names its product small lysine-rich protein 1. The record is from RefSeq and is a predicted model, not a curated record. The transcript is spliced from 2 exons. Lineage: Eukaryota; Metazoa; Chordata; Actinopteri; Scombriformes; Scombridae. The coding region runs from base 1 to 279 and encodes 92 amino acids.
AUGAGGAGUAAAAUCAGGCCCACCAAAUCCAGGAAAUCAAGAUCCCACAGUUCUAGGCCUGCCAAGAAGAGUGGGAGUCCAAAAACAUCCAAAAAGAGGUCAUCCAGUGCCAAAUCCACCAAGAAAGAGGUUGACAUCCUCAGCCCAGCAGCCAUGGAGAAUGUCUACUACAUUUCUCAUAAUGCAGUGGACUGUUUGGAGUUCAGAGGCUUUGGGUGGCCAAAGUCCAAGAAUAAGAAGAAAAAAAAGAACGGUACAAAACGGAAGAAGAAAAAGUAAUUAUAUUUUGCCAAAGCUAAGAUACUUUUUUCUAAUACACUCGGGUGACUGGGAUAGUGAAAUGUAAUGCCUAAUGGC